Abrus precatorius (Indian licorice) is the source of this 1508-nucleotide messenger RNA. RefSeq lists its product as uncharacterized. The transcript has 12 exons. Bases 90 to 1373 code for a protein of 427 amino acids. Lineage: Eukaryota; Viridiplantae; Streptophyta; Magnoliopsida; Fabales; Fabaceae. The record is from RefSeq and is a predicted model, not a curated record.
CAACUUUUUUUAAUAUAUUUUUCUAAUCAUUAGUUUAUAUCCAAACUCUCUCUGUUUCUCUUUCUUCCCACAACUAAAUUGAAUGAAAAAUGGGAAAAAAAGUUGGUGAGAACGAUGAAAAUGGUGAAGGGUGUUGGAUGAAGGUGAGUGAUUGUUUGGAGGAGCUUGUGAAGUUCACUGUCAACUCCGAGUCUCACCAUCUCAAUCUCUCUUCCGAGUUCUGUUCGACCCUUCUCAAAGAUGACCCAAUACAACCGUCUUCUUCACACGAUUGUGUGGAAGGAGUGCCACCUUAUCCCUUGUACAAGUGCCUUGCUUCUGCUAUGUUGAGGUGUAUGGAUUCUGAAACUUUUUGUAGGACAGGCUGCAAUUUAGCCUUGGCCCAUGAAUUUGAAUAUUCUUCCAUACAGCAGAAACAUGAGGAAUGGCACAAAUUGAUUGUGGAAAAGGGGUCUGAAAUAGUGAAUAUUUUGAAGAGUGUUUCCUUUGAACUUCAUGUUCAAGAGCCUUUUUUUAAACAGCUGAAUGAUGGCCUGAAAACAAUUGAAGGGAGGUGUGCCAGUGGUAAAUACAGCAGGAUUGAGUCAGGAAGUCUGAUUCUCUUUAAUAAGUCUGUGGUGUUUGAAGUUCAGGGAGUAAGGUGGUAUCCUACAUUCAAUGACAUGUUGGAGGCAGAGAACCUUGAAAAAGUUCUUCCAGGAGUUCAAAGUGUUGAAGAAGGUGUACAAGUCUACCGGAGGUUUUACACAGAAGAGAAGGAACAUGAAAAUGGUGUUCUUGCAAUCAUUGUUUCAAAACUUGCCUCUCAACCAUACAUUUCCUUGGCUAGCUUAUUUUGUGGAUUAAACUAUGAGGGUGUUCAAGGCCUUCUAGGUCUACAGCAUAGCACAGGAACAAGUCCUAACUCACUUCCCCCACCAAGAUCAGCUCUGUUAGCAUCAUUUAAUUUGCCAUGCAAUCCAAAUGAAAGUGGGUUGACUGAUGGAGCUCGAGCAUUGGCCAAGCAUGGUUGUAGGAGUACCAGUGGUUAUUGGGUUUGUCUGAAUGGAAAUGAUUCUAAUAAAAAUAGGCUUGCAAUGGAUGCUAUUAACAACUUAAUAGCACAUUGUUGUUGGCUGAAUAUGCAUACUGUCCCUCCACAUGGAGUUGUCUUUGAAAUAAGGGUUGCGGAUGGAUACGGUGCACGUUGGACAGAAGAUGGAAGUAAGGUGUGUGGAUACCCACUAAAUUCUGUUUAUUGGAUUUUUAGAGCCCUACAUGCAAGAUGGUCACUCAAAGGGAUGGAAGCACUCAUUCUGCUAGCCAGGCCAAACAGCCUACACACCUUUGUGAUUGAAUGUCACACCUUUUCCUUUUAUCUUUUGAUGGAGUAGUGUUUAUGGUACAUUAUUUGUGUUUUAUUUAUACUUAUCACUUUUCAGUGCUGGACUUUAGCUAACAAUCAGCUCUCGUACCUCAGAAUGAUCUAUGUAUUGAUUUCUGUAUACAUGGUAAUCUACACGAUGGAA